Geodia barretti is the source of this 504-nucleotide messenger RNA. NCBI's taxonomy places the organism in Eukaryota, Metazoa, Porifera, Demospongiae, Tetractinellida, Geodiidae. The record is from the annotation of a GenBank genome assembly.
AUGACCUACGCCCGCAACACCACCGUCGCCGUCAACCGCACCCGCGACGAGAUCGAACAGACCUUGAACCGGUACGGCGCCGACGGCUUCGCCUACGCCACCCAGGGCAACCUGGCCACCGUCAUCUUCGCCAUGCAGAACCGCCGCAUCCGCUUCGUCCUGGAGCUGCCCGAUCCCGACGACUUCCAGCUGAGCAACCACAACCCGCCCCGGGAGCGCAGCGCCAGAGCUCGGGAAGAAGCCCACGACCAGGCCAGCCGCCAGAGGUGGCGCGCCCUGCUGCUGGUAAUCAAGGCCAAGCUGGAGGCCGUCACCGCCGGCAUCUCCACCAUCGAGGCCGAGUCCCUCGCCAACAUCGUCCUGCCCGACAACACCACCGCCGGCCAGUGGAUCCUGCCACAGAUCGACCGGGCCUACCGCACCGGCGAGAUGCCGCCCCUGCUGCCGGCAGCCGGAAACUCCGACCCGCGAUCCGGCGGUCCCAUUCCGUUGCCCCCUGCCUGA